AUGAUUCAGAAGGUCAAGGGACCGGGUUGGUGAGUUUUUAAUUAUGGUGGAUUUGGAAGAAAAUGACCUUUUUGAAAACGUAUUUUAGUAGAAAAUGGUGAUUUUUGUAUAGGGUGGGGGUGAAUUAAAAAAAUUAAAAUUUUGAGAAAAAAAGCCACAGGGGGGACCAAGCUAAAUUUUUUUGAAUUUUUUUUGUGAGAGGAAGGAAAGAACGGGUAAGAAAUAGGCCUAACACAUAUUUUAGUACAGCCUCAGACUCAAGGCCUAACUCUUGAGCCCGGCCAGUUUUCACUUUUGCUCAAGACCGGUCCCUUUCUCACUUCUAGAGGGAAGGAUAGGGGUGGAGACGACAGGUGAAAAAUAUUUUGAAAAAGAGCAGUUAAGACUGGUGCAAUUAGUACCGAAAAAGGAUUCCACGUUUAGUUUUUAAACUAUUUUUUACAAUAAAAUCUUGGCCAAAGAAAUCAUUUUCGAAUUAUAUUAUUCAGGACUGAACGAAAAUUUGGCCACCACGACCAGCUCUCCACGUCCACCGAAAACUUGGCGCCCGUGACUCAGCCCGCAAUUCCGGAAUCCACUGAAUUUGGGACAGAACCACAACAAACAUACCGCAGCCUGGUCGACAAUCAAGGCUACAGGUCGUUGUUGCCUGGACUGGACGAGCAACGAAGGAUCGAGGUGGAGAGGGUUCAGAGGGCUGAAUUGGAGGACAAGUUUAGGUAAGACAUUGAUUUUGGAGGUUUGGAGGGCAUGGUGAAAAGAGUAAGGCAAAAUGUAGGGUAGGGUAAAGUAAGAUACAGUAAAGUAGGGUCUUUUAAUACUAUGGCGUAACAUAAAAUAUUAUUUUAGAGACUGGAAUCUCCAAUCUUCCACAUUCCCAGCCGAAUCCACCACCUCUACUUCCACCAUCCAACUUCAGACUUUCAAUAUGAGCAAACCUAAACCUACGCCAUUACCUCGAGUCGAACGAUCUUCCCCAUCUACAGCUAGGGAUUCACCUCAAAACUAUAGAACUCAAGAUGUUAAUGUAGCUGAAAACUACUAUAGAGAAGACGGUAUGACACAAAGUUACACAGAAAACGGUCAAGAAGCUACACAAGGCUACAGAGAGCACAGAGAUGGUGCUCAGGGUAAAAUGAAAAACGUCAUUAAUCAACUACGAGACGUCGUAUCGCCUAAUGGCGUUAACAAUAUCAGAGGAACGUCAAGACCUCGAGAUAGUUCCAGCGAUCCAGAUUCAUCGUCACAGAACGAAAGAGAACGCUCACAGAACGAUAGAGAACGCUCACAGAACGACAGCAAACGUUCUGUAGCUUUCACUCUUCCAGAACGAUCUUCACCAUACAAUAAAAGCCAUGAUUCUUCUUACAGUAGCCAUGAAGCAUCUUCACCGUACAACAAUGCUCCAGAACGUUCUUUACACAACGUUCCAUCGUCCAGAGAACAUUCAUCGCCCUUGCUACACAACUUUAAGGAAUCAUCACGGUUUUCCACGACUUUUGGCAAGAAGCCUGCUUCUGUAACUGACUUCAGUUCAUCUUCAGCUAGUGAGUAUAGUCAACAUUCAUCCACAGCUACUACAACAUUGCCCGCUCACGGCUAUGAUCGAGAUAACUCUAGGUAUGGUGAUAACACUGACUAUAGUCAUCGUGGAGACUCUGCUUACGGUACAAGGUUACCUUCGGAUUACUUGACCAAUUACACACAGGAUUCUGAAGCAUAUUCCACAAGAGAUACUGUAAUGUCAUCAGGAAUUUCAUCACAUAACUCUACAUUACUAUCCAACCACAAUGAUCGUUUACAAUCAACUUAUGAUGACAGAAUACUCUCCCAUCACCAUGAACGGCUACUGUCUCAGGAAAUGACUUCAGAUUCCGCCAAUGGCUCCGUGACGGAUUCCUUCGCUUCGUCGUUGAAUCAUUCCUUAGAUCAGCCGCCUCCAUUGCCACCGUCUUCUAAUAAGCCUAUGCUUCAAGUUCACCCUCUACCCAUUCCAAGAUCAAGACCUCAGCCUCCGCCAAUCCCUGAGAAGCCAAAGAAUCUACAGUUGAUUAACAAGCUCAGCAACAGUAGCGUGUCUUCCGAAGUUGAUAGGAAUACAAGCUUUUCUGAAACUGAUAAGGCUUACAUAGAAAAUGAUAAGAAGUCAAAUAGCUUUGAAACCGACCAAAAUUCGACUCAAAACUCAAUUUUAAACUCGACAACGACAUCAAUGACAAGUUCAACUCAAGGCACCUUAGACCCAGAAGGCAAUACCUACAGCCUUGACAGUGAGUCCCUAAACAAGCUCGAAAAAGUGAGAGUCGAACGUCUAAAGACCUUGUACAAGCUAGUCUCCGGCCGACUGGACGAUCUCCAGAACGUUCAACAAGAAAAGUCCAAGAACACCGAGUUCUUCCAACAAAUCCUCAACAUUGCCCAAGAGCGGAAUGUACCAACAGCACCAUUCGUCAGAUUCAUAAAACGCUUCGAAACCGUCUACGAAGUCCAGACGCGGCUCAUGAUAAACAAACAGAAUCUGGAGGCCAAGAUUGCUGACGCGCACGAUGAAGAAUUCAUCAAACCAUUGGUGGAACGGAACGAUCAGAACCUGAGAGACAUGGAGAAGUUGGUGGAUGAACUUGACCUCACCUUCCAGGGUUUGGAUGCUCAAUUGUGUCAGAUUCUAGAUGCUGAAGAGCAUGGCAUCUGGGUGUUCUUUGUGAAAACAUUGUACACCUUGAUUGCUGAAGAGUCGAAUAUCCAGAGCAAGGUCAGGUUGGUCUAUGAGCAGAUCAGGAAGUUGGAGAAUUUUUCGGUAAGCUGGGUUUUUAAAACUUUUUUUAAUUUGGAAAUUACUCACAAAUAGAUUUUGCCAUAGCCAACUUAAUGCUAGUACUGGCGUGUUUGUACCUUAAAAUACCCUACACUACCUACCCUACCCUUCCCUACCCUACCCUACUCUACCCUACCCUACCCUACCCUACCCUACCCUACCCUACCCUACCCUACCCUACCCCUACCCUACCCUACCCUACCCUACCCUACCCUACCCUACCCUACCCUACCCUACCCCUACCCUACCCCUACCCUACCCUACCCUACCCUACCCUACCCUACCCCUACCCUACCCUACCCUACACUACCAUACCAUACCCUACCCUACCCUACCCUACCCUACCCCUACCCUACCCUACCCUACCCUACCCUACCCUACCCUACCCUACCCUACCUUACCCUACCCUACCCUACCCUACCCUACCCUACCCUACACUACCAUACCAUACCCUACCCUACCCUACCCUACCCUACCUUACCCUACCCUACACUUCCUUACCCUAUCUUACUCUGCCCUAUCCUACCCUAGUCUUACCUUACUUUGUUAUACUGUACCGUUAGUCAAGCCUUUCCCUUUCUUCUACUGUAUUACGUAAAAUCAGAAAACAUUUUUCAACGUAAUGCGGUAAAACUCCUGUACAUAUAACGAACUCAUAUACAACCAAGAUUUAAAAUUUGACGUUUUUAGUUUAACCAGAUCAUCAAGACCAGACUCACGGCCCAACUAUCUCAGUCCACUCAAACAAAACACCAGCCCGGUUUGAAUAUCAGCCAAUUGUUAAACGGUUCGUCGGAGAUUUCCACGUAG
Bursaphelenchus okinawaensis is the source of this 3625-nucleotide messenger RNA. Lineage: Eukaryota; Metazoa; Nematoda; Chromadorea; Rhabditida; Aphelenchoididae. The record is from the annotation of a GenBank genome assembly.